Molecule: messenger RNA, 2461 nt
Organism: Apis dorsata (giant honeybee)
Lineage: Eukaryota; Metazoa; Arthropoda; Insecta; Hymenoptera; Apidae
Gene: scaf
Exons: 10
Coding region: 303-2330 (675 amino acids)
Biological process (GO): proteolysis
Molecular function (GO): serine-type endopeptidase activity
Source: RefSeq, a predicted model, not a curated record
GGGAGACAGAAAGAGAAAGAGAAUAAAUUAGGAAAAACUAUUUUACUAAUUAUUAAGAAAUUUUUGAAGAUGAUACGUCCAAAAUAAGUAGGUACAAGGUUGCAAUUGCCAUUCGGAUGGUAGGGAGAUAUCGAAGAUCAGCGAAUCGAUAUAAAAGAAGAACGAAUACUAAAGCGGCGCCAGUUUUAUUAACUUUCUUUUAGGUAUCACAUGGAAAAGUAAAUUUCAUUUAGCGAUACUCAUCAUACACGGAUCUAUCGAAUAUAGAUUUUUGCAGAUUUACAUAAUAAAAAACAAAAGAGAUGCUCAUCGGAUCAUUAAUAUUAAUUACUAUUAUUUUUUCAACAAACGGACUUCCUUAUUCACUUCAAACCGAAACUUCUCAAACAGCACAUCGAAAUUUUGAACAACAGGGAUCAAUCAUAUUUCAAAAUUCCGAACAAGUUACAUUUAAACCAUUCGAACAACAAAAAGUAAUAUUUCAACCAGAAGAAAAAGAUAAAAUAUUUCAAAGUUCUGAACAGGAAAAAACAUUAUUAUUCGAAAAUAUUCAACAAAAUUACGAACGAGAAGAAAUCGACAAAAAUUAUUUUAUACCCGAUGGCGCAAAAUUUGCAAAACAACAAAAUGAUUUUACAAUUAGUUGCAUCGAACCAAAUAGAAUGUGCAUCAACAAAAAUAAUUGCGUAAAUGGCUAUAUCUCUUACGCCAAAAAUAUCUCUCAUUCCUCAUCCACUAAGAUUCAACAAUGCAGAGCUUACGAUCAAGUUUGUUGUACGAUAAAAAAGGAAUUGGAAGAGGGAUUCGAAACAUCUGAAAGAAAUAUAAAAAAUAAAUCUAACAAUAUAAGUUUCGAAACGGGGCAAUCGUCCACAAACGUUCAAGCUGCGCUCGGAAAGAUAGAAAAAACCGAACCAAAUCCCAUCGGAUCUUCCGUACAAAAUAUUUUCGCAAUUCCAACUUAUGCGCAGAUCGGUUGCGCAGCUGCUCUUUUAUGCGUCGAAGAACAAUUUUGCACCAUAGACGGUACGAUCAGUUCAGAGCCCGUUACGUUAUCGGAAAAAGAAAUUCUACGACGCGUUCCAACGAGCAGUUGUCAAAAUCCCGACAACGGAAUAAUCGGUAAAUGUUGUCGAGAUCCCAAUUACACGGAUCCUUGGCCAACGGGGAAUCUUCCAGCAAAUUAUUCCGGUGGAUUCGACGAACAAGGAUUUCCAACGUUUUUGAAUAUCGCAAAAGCGAAACCAUCCACCAACUCACCACAAUCUAAAACAAGCAAAACAAUUGUAAAAUAUCAUUCCAUGGAACAACGAUCCAAAAAAAUGGAACAAAAAUUUGAACCUACCUUGGUACCAGAAAAUUCAGAUAUUUUUACCAAAACAUUAAUACCACCGAUCGUAGGUCAAAAUGAAAAAAAUGCUUUUAACGCGGUACAACGAAAAAUAAGAUGCGGCAUUAGAAAUAAGAUACGACAAGAAUCCGAAAUAGAAGAUUCGAAAACAAUUUUUGCCGAAAUUCCAUGGCAAGCAAUGGUCUUACAUUCGAAGGAAAGAAAAAUUCUCUGUUCCGGCGCUUUAAUCGGUAUUCAAGAAGUAUUAACAGCGGCUAACUGCGUCGACAGCCUCUCGCCAGAAGACGUUUCGAUAAAGUUAGGAGAAUGGAAAUUGGGAUACGAAUCGAAACGCGACGAACCAUUGCCUUUCCAAAUCAUCGACGUGUCGUCCAUCAGUAUACAUCCCGGUUACAAACAAGGACACGGAGGAUACGACCUAGCGAUCUUACAUCUCAACAGUCCCAUCAUUCUCGAUCUUCAUAUAAAUCCUUUGUGUUUACCCGAUUCAAAGUAUCUAUCACGAAACGACAGACCGUGCAUCUCAACCGGUUGGGGAAAAUCCAUCCUUCAAGCACAUUACGCCGGUGCAAUCAUGCGCGCAGUCGACAUGGACGUAUUGUCGAGGGAACGUUGCAAGGAACAAUCGCUAAGGACAAAUUUGGAAGUCAACGACGUGGAAGGAAUUAUCUGCGUUACACCUAAAAAAGAAAUUAAUAACGUUUGCGAAACGGAUAUCGGAGGUCCUCUCGCUUGUCAAAACAAAGACGGUUCUUACGAAUUGGCUGGAAUUUAUAGUCGAGAUACGGGAUGUCUUCCAACGAAUCAAAUCGCCGUGUUCGCUCCGUUAGACGUAUCAUGGUUAAAACGAGUAACGUUCGAAUCUUCAUCCGAGAAAAGAAAAACAAACUCGACGCACGACGAAGAAUCUUCUUCAAAGGAUUAUAGGAAGAGCACUUUGAUCACGGAUAAUCAAUAUCUACCUCCAAGUCGAAAAUGAAUCAAUCGAUACAUUUUAUUCGCAAAUUUAUUAUCACAAUAUUAUUAUUUAAUAUUUCGUUACUUCGUUUUAUACAAUAAUUAUUAAUAAAAUUAUCAAUCUUUUAUCACGAUCUACAUCUUCAUCGAAUC